Molecule: messenger RNA, 1497 nt
Organism: Camellia sinensis
Lineage: Eukaryota; Viridiplantae; Streptophyta; Magnoliopsida; Ericales; Theaceae
Source: RefSeq, a predicted model, not a curated record
AUGUAUAAAGUAGCAAGUGCAUCCGAAUACCUAGUGAUCACCGGGGUUGGCAUCCCCGACAUAAAAAUCGCGAAAAAGGCAUGGGUUCUUCCUGGCCAAUGCUGUGCAAUCUUCGACGUGUCGCCUGUAAAUUACACCUUCAACGUCCAAGCCAUGAGUGCUGAGAAACUUGCUUUCGUUCUGCCGGCAGUCUUCACUGUUGGCCCUCGUAUUGCCGACAAUGAUCCCAAUUCCCUUAAAUAUGCCAAACUCGUCUCUCCCCAUGACAAGCUCUCUAGCCUUGUCAAAGACCUCGUCCAAGGCAUCAUCGAAGGUGAAACACGUGUGCUAGCUGCCUCAAUGACCAUGGAGGAGAUCUUCAGAGGAACCAAAGAGUUCAAACAAGAAGUUUUUGAGAAAGUUCAACUUGAACUUAACCAAUUUGGGCUUUUAAUCUACAAUGCCAAUGUUAAACAACUUGUUGAUGUUCCUGGACACGAGUACUUUUCAUACUUGGGUCAAAAAACACAAAUGGAGGCUGCUAACCAAGAAAAAAUCGAUGUUGCCGAGGCAAAAAUGAAAGGAGAUAUAGGGGCUAAGCUUCGAGAAGGACAAACGCUUCAAAACGUGGCGAAAAUUGAUUUGGAUACGAAGAUUAUAUCGACACAAAGGCAAGGAAAGGGAAAGAAACAGGAAAUUAGGGUUAAGACCGAAGUGAAAGUUUUUGAGAAUCUAAGGGAGGCUGAGGUGGCAGAGGCUAAUGCUGAGCUGGCAAAGAGAAAGGCCGGGUGGGCCAGAGAAGCGCAAGUGGCAGAGGUGGAGGCGAUGAAGGCAGUGGCACUUUGGGAUGCAGAGUUGCAGUGGGAGGUGGAGAUUAUGAAUGGGUUGACUCGGACGGAGAAGAUUAAGGCUGAGUUCUUGAGUAAAGCUACUGUUGAGCAUGAAAUCAAGAUUUAUCAGAUUUCUGCUUUGAGAUUUAGAAUCCUUCAGAUGGACAGGGAUUACAGCAGUUGGAUUGUGAAGUACCGGGGAGCAAAUGAAAAAGACUUUACUCCGGUUUUAGUUGUUCCUGGCAAAGUUAUUUCUUAUGAUCUCAACUCCAAGACAUUGAAGGAGCUUCGAGAUUGUUCGCCAAAGGAUCUUGAAAAUUGGGAAAUUUAUCAGAUUUCUGCUUUGAGAUUUAGAAUCCUUCAGAUGGACAGGGAUUACAGCAGUUGGAUUGUGAAGUACCGGGGAGCAAAUGAAAAAGAUUUUACUCUGGUUUUAGUUGUUCCUGGCAAAGUUAUUUCUUAUGAUCUCAACUCCAAGACAUUGAAGGAGCUUCGAGAUUGUUUGCCAGAGGAUCUUGAAAAUUGGGAAGCAUCUUGGUACAAACCAUACGCACCUUUGAAAGUUUCUUUAGUUUCUGCUAGCAAUGGAAGUUUAUUCAGUGAUUCAGAUCAUUUGGCUUUUUUUAAUGAUAAAUUGUUUGUGCUUUUACGACAAAUUAUUUCUUCUAUUGUUUUUGGUAUUCAUUAG